AUGCAUUAUAUAACGAGUAAAAUCAGAUUCCGGGGAAAGUUAAAAGCACGAUCAGUCAUCGUUCUCCUCCAUUAACAUCAUCCACUCCGAAUCUUUUAGAUGACAUUUUAAGCGCAUUUUGAAAGAUUCUUUUGCAGCGAAUUGUGCUUUAUAGAGGAAAGUCGUCACUCACUGAGGGAAACGUCAACCUGACUGAAAAUUCAACUACAAUUCAGAAGAGAUAGCCUAGACAUCAUGAAAAAGUUUGGGAAAGAAAAUACGGGUCGACUUGUUGUUUGCCUGAUCUUACUCUCUAUGAUUCUGGUGGUCAAUUCAUCCCACGAUAAAACAACUCGAGCCCCACGAAUCAAACCAUCCUAUUCUGAGGGUUAUGGUCCUCAUACAACAACGCUUCUGCCUACAUCACCGAAAGACAUAAUGGAGACUAGUACAAAGGUUGCCUUUCAACCGUCACAACCGUCUUACGAUACCACAUCAUCUAAUGGUUUUACCCAACCAAUUAAAAACUUCCUUACCGAUGAUAGUACCGCAUCUAAUGGUGUUGACCAAACCAUUCAAGAAUUUCUAACUGAGCUCAUUGAUGUGACCAUGCUUGUCACGUCUUCAACUGAAUCAGUGACCGAACUGGAUACGACUAUCUGGGUGUGGUCUUUUUCCUGGUCUUGGUUAACCAUCCUUCAGUUUUCUAUUUCCUUGAUCGGUAUUCUAGGAAACCUGCUGGUGGUCAUUGUAAUGACAGUACGACGGUCCACAUCAAACUCAACAGACAUUUUAAUUGCUGCUUUAGCCGUCUCCGACUUGUUGACUUCAAUCUCCAACAUCCCCGUUCCAAGAGCUCUGCAGGUACCUGACAACAUCUUUGGAGCGCUGUACUGCAGAAUCAUCUUCACUAGCAGCCUGUCUUGGUUAUAUCACCUCCUCGAGCUACAUCUUGGUUGGUGCUUCUUUUGAGCGCCUGGCAGCCGUGGCAUACCCUCUGCGCUAUA
Lytechinus variegatus (green sea urchin) is the source of this 986-nucleotide messenger RNA. RefSeq lists its product as uncharacterized. The transcript has 2 exons. Gene Ontology annotation, cellular component: membrane. Gene Ontology annotation, biological process: G protein-coupled receptor signaling pathway. Bases 235 to 951 code for a protein of 238 amino acids. The record is from RefSeq and is a predicted model, not a curated record. Gene Ontology annotation, molecular function: G protein-coupled receptor activity. NCBI's taxonomy places the organism in Eukaryota, Metazoa, Echinodermata, Echinoidea, Temnopleuroida, Toxopneustidae.